AUGCAGAGUAGCAGGCGUCCCUACAGAGUUUACUGGACGCAGCACUGCCUCACUACACAGUGUCAACACUACCCUGGCCUCAUAUGGAGGGAUAAUAGGAGGGCUGCAGACAGAUUUCCACCAGGCUGCAGGACAGACUCCAGGCGACAAGUCCGGGAGCAGGGGCAGACACAGGUGGAUAUCAGUAGUCUGAACAGGACACAGGCUCAGCAGGGUCGUCUGCUCAGUGCCCUGCAGCGCAGUGUGGAGGAUGCAGGACAGGCCGUGCAGAGACUGAAGAACAACUUUCAUGGCCUGCAGCAGACAGCCAGACAGACCCAGGCGGACACUGAUUGGUUGAGAGAGAAGGUCCAGAACCUGCAGGUGUUGACAGCCAAUAACUCGGCCCUGGCUCAGUCCAAUGGGGAGGUGCUGGAGGACAUGGGUCUGCAGCUGAACACACUGAUCAAUCAGACCAAGAACACCUCCUUCCUGACGGAGGGACACAACCAGAGCCUGCGCCUCUUCAAGGACCAGCAGAAAGACCACAAAAACACCACCUCCUCACGCUUCGACGAGAUGGAGGCACGCCUCAACAGCCACGAGGGGGACAUCAACCGCGUAACGGGGAACUUCAGCUUUGCCAAUCAGCUCCUGGGAAUAAUCAGCUCUGAACUGAACAGCCUGCGGACCUGUGCUGAGACAGUGACUCACCACUCUGACCUGCUGUUGGGGCUGAAUGGUAGUGUAGCGGAGGUCCGAGGGGACGGGCUGGAGCUCCAAGCCCAGCAGGAUGAGCUGACGGACAGGCUGGACAGGGAGGUCAACAGCCUGUCGCUCUUUAUGGAGGAGAUGAAGAUGGUGGACAGAAAACAAUCCCAACUCAUCAGCAACUUCACCAUCCUACAGGGUCCUCCGGGACCAAGGGGGGCCAGAGGCGACAAGGGACUUCAGGGGCCCAUAGGCCAGCAGGGUCAGAAGGGGGAGCGAGGGGACAAGGGAGUGGCGGGGGUGCAGGGCCCUAGAGGAGAGAAGGGUUCUGAUGGCCCCCCAGGGGUGGCAGGGCUGAAUGGGCCCCCAGGGGCCUUGGGAACACUCGGGCCUAAAGGCUACAGGGGUUCUGGGGGUCGGCUUGGGACCUCAGGGGAGAAGGGAGAACCUGGAGCUCAGGGCCUGGUGGGCAGAGAUGGACAGGCUGGUCCUCAGGGAGCCCAGGGCCCUCAGGGGGCAAGAGGCCAAGACGGAUCCUCAGGAACAGAGGGACCUCGUGGGCUGGUAGGACCCAUCGGCCCACCAGGGCCUCCCGGGUUACCAGGCCUCCCUUUUCAAGUUGUAUUACCCCCUGUGGUGACAAACUCCCCUAUAAUGGUGCAGACCCCCCGUAUYGAGCCAGAUGAGCCUGGGCAGCCAGAGGAACCAGAUAAGCGUGAGCAGCGGAGGGAACCACCUGUCCAGCCUAAAGAAUCAGUGGUGCCUGCUGUGGAACCAAAAGCCUCUGUUUCUCGACAGGUCCAACCUUCUCGCUCAACCACACCUGCUCCAGG
Molecule: messenger RNA, 1523 nt
Organism: Salvelinus sp. IW2-2015
Lineage: Eukaryota; Metazoa; Chordata; Actinopteri; Salmoniformes; Salmonidae
Product: collectin-12
Biological process (GO): extracellular matrix organization
Molecular function (GO): zinc ion binding; nucleic acid binding; extracellular matrix structural constituent conferring tensile strength
Source: RefSeq, a predicted model, not a curated record